AUGUCUUUCCGGCGAGGUGUGGUGCGGCAGAGCAAGUUCCGUCACGUGUUCGCUCAGGCGUGGAAAGCCGAACACUGCCUGGACGACGUCCGAGUGUCGCGGGUGACGUGGGACGGCCCGCUGAGCGCCGUCAACCCCAAGUUCCUGGCUGUCAUCGUCGAAGCGGGAGGCGGCGGGGCCUUUCUGGUGGUCCCCAUCGGCAAGAGCGGCAGGAUCGAUCAGUCAUGCCCGACGGUGUGCGGCCAUGCGGCGCCCGUCUUGGACAUUCAGUGGUCUCCCCACGACGACAACAUCAUCGCGAGCGCUUCCGAGGACUGCGCCGUCAAGGUUUGGCAGAUCCCCGACGGGGGUUUGACGGCGCCCGUGACGGAAGCCGUGGUCACCCUGGAGGGGCACAGUAAAAGGGUGGGCAUCCUAGCGUGGCACCCGACUGCUUUCAACAUCCUCUUGACUGCAGGGUGCGACAAUGUGAUUCUGGUGUGGAACGUGGGAACAGGGGAGCUCGUGUACCAACUGGCCGACGCCCACCCGGACCUGAUCUACAGCGUCAGCUGGAACAAGAACGGAAGUGCCGUCUGCACUGUGUGCAAGGACAAGGCCCUGCGCGUGAUUGACCCGCGGAGGGGCGCGGUUCUCAAGGUGAGAGAAAAGGUCCACGAAGGCACCAGGCCCAUGAGAGCGGUCUUCCUCUCCGACGGCAAGAUCCUCACUACGGGCUUCAGCCGGAUGAGUGAACGACAACUGGCGCUAUGGGAUACGAAAGAUCUCUCUGAGCCGAUGGCGGUGCAGGAGAUGGACACAAGCAACGGCGUUCUUCUUCCCUUUUACGACCCCGACACGAACAUGGUCUACCUUUUGGGGAAGGGAGACUGCACCGUUCGCUAUUUCGAGGUGACGGACGAAUCCCCCUACGUUCACUUCCUCAGUUUGUACAGCAGCAAGGAGCCCCAGAGAGGGGCGGGCUUCCUCAGUAAACGAGGGGUGGACGUCAACAAGUGCGAAAUCGCCAGGUUCUACAAACUGCACGAAAGAAAGGUGGAACCCAUUUCGAUGACUGUACCAAGGAAGUCCGAUCUGUUCCAAGGGGACCUUUACCCGGACACGGCCGGUUUAGAGCCCGCGCUUCUGGCUGACGAAUGGAUUGCUGGCCAGGACGCGUUGCCCCUACUGGUGUCCCUGAGCGGAGGCUACGCGGCGCCGCCGUCCAAGCACCGGGACACUGUCAGGAGCAAGCCCAGGCUGGCCUCGCAAGACUCGGGAUCGGCGGCCCCGGCGGCGCCCCCCACCGCCAAGGACCCGGAGGACGAGCCGCCGUGUGCCCUCCCAAGCACGGACAGGCCGAAGCGAGAGGAGGAUAUUUUGAGCGAGCUGCUGUCGGAGAUGAAGGCGCUGCGUGCGGUGGUGCUCGCUCAGAGCCAACGCAUCGAGCUGCUGGAGAGGCAGCUGGCCCGCAUCGAGGACGGCGACGUGUGAGCUGCGCCGCUCCCUCACCAAUAGGCGAACCCCGUAGGGCUAUUUAAUCAGGUAGUUUCACGCUGCUAAGCUGUGAUCGUGUCCGAGACCUCAACUUUACCAUGUAGCGCGUUACGUGAGCCGAUACUCUGUGAUUUUUGGGGUUCGUCCAAGAAAAUGACAAAUGUGAAGGCCAGCUGAUGAGUUUUGUGGAUUUAGAACUUAGUGUCAGUCGAACGGAACCAAUAUUACGUGGGGUUUUCUUGUAAUCGCUGUUUUAAGAUUUAUCUUUGCUUUGAUUUGGAAGUAUUUGUUACACAGUCUACUGUACAGUCGUCCCCCCCCCCCAACCUUUUCC
Messenger RNA from Syngnathoides biaculeatus (alligator pipefish), 1810 nucleotides. RefSeq names its product coronin, actin binding protein, 1B (gene coro1b). NCBI's taxonomy places the organism in Eukaryota, Metazoa, Chordata, Actinopteri, Syngnathiformes, Syngnathidae. The transcript has 10 exons. Gene Ontology annotation, molecular function: actin filament binding. The coding region runs from base 1 to 1473 and encodes 490 amino acids. Gene Ontology annotation, biological process: cell migration; actin filament organization. The record is from RefSeq and is a predicted model, not a curated record.